Molecule: messenger RNA, 3910 nt
Organism: Onychostoma macrolepis
Lineage: Eukaryota; Metazoa; Chordata; Actinopteri; Cypriniformes; Cyprinidae
Product: splicing factor U2AF 65 kDa subunit-like
Exons: 11
Coding region: 203-1621 (472 amino acids)
Biological process (GO): mRNA processing
Cellular component (GO): U2-type prespliceosome; nuclear speck; commitment complex
Molecular function (GO): poly-pyrimidine tract binding; pre-mRNA 3'-splice site binding
Source: RefSeq, a predicted model, not a curated record
GCCUGACCUGCAGAGAGAAGCGUUCUCGUCUCGUAUCAAACGGGAUUGAUUUCCUAAACAAACACGUCCUCUUCACAUGGUGCCAUCGCGUCAGCGUUAUCAGAUGAGAAAGCGGAAGCUCUGUAGCGGUCACCAUCAGAGCAGCGGCUGUGUUUAUUAGUUAUUAUUGCUCAUAUGACCGCCUGCUCCGUCAGGUCUGAUCAUGUCUGAUUUCGAGGAGUUCGAGAAACAGCUGCACGAGAAUCGACAAGAGCGAGAGCGGGAGAAGCACAAGCGAAGGAGUCGCAGUAGCUCUGCUGGUCGCAGUAAGAAGCAGCGCAGCUGGAGUAAAGACCGAAGCAGUCGCAGCAGAGGAAAGCGCAGCCGCAGUCGAGAGCGUAAGAGCCGAGACCACAGGAGCAGCUCCAGAGAUCAUAAGAAACACAGUUAUUCUCCACGCCGAACAAGGAAGAAAAAGGCAUGCAAGUAUUGGGACGUUCCCCCUCCAGGCUUUGAGCACAUCACUCCAAUGCAGUACAAAGCCAUGCAAGCUGCUGGGCAGAUCCCCAGCAUUGCUCUACUGGCUACAUCCACUAAUGCUGGUUUGGCAGUUGCUCCCACACAAGUGCCCAUCGUUGGCAGUCAGAUGACCAGGCAAGCGCGGCGUCUGUAUGUUGGCAACAUCCCCUUCGGUGUCACUGAGGAGUCUAUGGCUGAAUUCUUCAAUACUCAGAUGAGACUUGCAGGACUGUCUCAAGCUCCCAGCAAUCCUGUGCUCGCUGUGCAGAUCAACCAGGACAAGAACUUCGCUUUCUUAGAGUUUCGAUCAGUGGAUGAAACCACUCAGGCCAUGGCAUUUGAUGGCAUUAUCUUUCAAGGACAGUCGCUGAAGAUCAGACGUCCACAUGACUAUCGCCCUCUGCCUGGCAUCUCUGAGCAGCCUGCUUUUCAUGUUCCAGGUGUUGUGUCCACAGUUGUGCCGGACUCCCCUCAUAAACUCUUCAUUGGAGGUCUGCCAAAUUAUCUCAAUGAUGAUCAGGUUAAAGAGCUCCUGACAUCAUUUGGUCCUCUCAAAGCCUUCAACCUCGUGAAAGACAGUGCCACAUCACUGUCCAAAGGCUAUGCUUUCUGUGAAUAUGUGGAUAUCAGCGUCACUGACCAGUUGUACUGUUUUGCUCAGGCGGUAGCUGGAUUACAUGGCAUGCAGCUCGGCGAUAAAAAGCUCAUCGUCCAGCGAGCAAGUGUGGGAGCCAAGAAUGUCAAUCCUACCGCUGUUGUAGAGACGCCCGUCACGCUCCAGAUCCCAGGACUGCAGAGGGUGCAGAACUCAGGCCUGCCGACGGAGGUGCUGUGUCUGCUGAACAUGGUCAUGCCGGAGGAGCUGCUGGACGACGAGGACUACGAGGAGAUCCUAGAGGACAUCCGUGAGGAGUGCUGCAAGUAUGGCACUGUGCGCUCUAUCGAGAUCCCCAGACCUGUGGAUGGUGUCGAGGUGCCAGGCUGCGGGAAGAUAUUCGUAGAGUACGUGUCUGCUGCAGAAUGCCAGAAGGCCAUGCAGGCACUAACAGGACGCAAGUUUGCUAACCGCGUGGUGGUCACGAAAUACUACGAUCCAGACAUGUAUCACAGACAUGAGUUCUGAGGACAGACACUGAUCAUCUGGAGAGAGACCGAAAGAGCUGUUUGUGCCAUCGGAGUGUGAAGUUUUAAUGAUCUGUAUGUAGUUUUACACUUAUUAUCUUCUACUUUCACUUCUCAGUUUCUUUUCUGUAUUGAAAUAAAAAAAAAAUAGAUUUGAGUAGCCAAGUAGGAGAUAUUUUUAGACAUCUAAUACAAUGAAACAGUGUUAAGCAAUCUCUUCCAUGUGAAGGGACGUUCAUACGUACAGUGAUUUACACUAACGAAGUGACCAGAAAUCAGUAUUUCUUAAAUGUAAAUUGGCAAUUUCCAGAAGCAAGCAAUUGACAGGCAACAUCAUGUGAUGUGUGCGAAGAAAGAAAGGUUUAGUUUUAUGCAAAAAACUCCACUGUUAGGAGUGAAGACGCUAGACUUUAAGUAAUAUUUGAAUCAUUUAACCACACAUGCACGUUCACGGUUCUCUGAUGUUUGUUAAUGGUCACAUGACAUGCAGGUAAACUAAUUUUCUAUUUUUAGAGUUCAAGUGUUUGACCUUGAUUUUUUUUUUAUAUUUAAAUCAUUUUAUUAUUCAGUUAAUUUAAUUAAUUAUUUGCUUUUCAUCAUGAAGUUCAUUCACAAACCUCAAAUUGGGAAACCCUGGCAAACUGUUAUGUUUAAUACACUUCAUGAUGUUGAUAACAAAGAAUGGAAUAAGUUUUCUUACGAGUUUGGAAAAAGUAAUCUAAAAGUAGUCAGAAUACAUUAUCUAACACGUGUAAUCCAAUGGAUUACAUUACAAACUACAAUUUACGUUAUGUAAUUUGUAUAUAGUAUACAUUAUAUGCCCCUCUAAAAAUGAUAAAUUGUCCAUUUAUACUGACAUCUUAUAUUUAACUAGCAGUUUCCAUCACCAUUUUCAAAAACCACUUGUGCUUCCCAACAGUAACUUUGGGGCAUUGAGUAGGAACCCCAGUGUAAGCACAAAUACUGCCACUCGAUGACCUCCAGUGAUGAAAUCGCUGCAUGUGUGAGGGUGAACAAGUUUUUGUCCUAGGCAGCUGCAACCAUCAGCGGCAUUAUAUGACAAAACAUUUUGUUGGCCCCGCCCACAGUGAAAUCUCAUUGGUGCAAAAUCCUGCAUCUUAUAGCUGCAUUUGAACCAUCAAUUUUGUUCUAACUGGCUGUGAUUUUGGAGCUUUCUGAGGACAGAAAUGUUACUUGAUAUCUUAAACUUAUGUUGUGCCUAGUUAGAACAAAGAAUAUCAAAAUAGAUAUAGAUGUAGAAUAAGACUGUGAACAACACUUAAAAAAAAACAUAAUUCACAGAGACUUGUUUAACUCUGACAUGUGCUUUUGAAAAUAGACAGUGACUGAGUUUUAUUAUAACAAAGCUUCUGCUUCAUACCAGUGACAGCUUAUUAAUGUUUUAAUGAGGAUCAGUCUCACAAAAUAUGUCUUAUUUCAAAAAACUUUUUCAUAAAGUAAAUGAAUCCUUUAAUUAGUCGAAGUACUUUUUUAUAAAUAGACUGUUGUUUUUCUUUCCGCAUUAUCCUGCCGAGAAUAUUAUUUUUUUCUAAAGGUGAUAAGAAUUGAGGGUUAAAAUGUUUUGUUAUCAUCAAUGCCAAAAAAUGUUUUUUUUUUUUUUUUUUUAUAUAAAGUAUUAUUUUAUUUUGGGGCUGAAAAAUUAUCCAGAUUUCAUGAAAUUCACCCUUAAAUUGUCAGUGGUUUUGAAAUACUGCAAAUAGAUACAGUAUAUUAAUGCUGUAAAGCUGCAUAUUUGCACAUGUGCUCAUGUGUUUCCUCUAUAUAUACUUCAGGUUCGACGAAGGAAAUUUUCUAUUAUGUUUCAAGAUUUCUUAAAAACAACAUAGGGUGCUUUGGACAGCUGCUCCUGCCAGAAUGUAUUUGUUCUCAUUGGUGAACUGCAAAAAGGUUGAUAUUUCUUCAAAGAUGUCAGAAAUGAUUACAUUUGACAAGAUAACACAGUCUGCUUCUCCUAUCAUGAAGAAAGCAAAAGCCCUGACAGAAAUGCUUACAUUGUGAAAAUAUGAUCUGACACAACAGAAAUUCUGUUCCAAGUUUUCUCUAUUUCUCAAUCUUAACAACCCAGUGUGUCAGAUGAUGACUUACACAACAAACCCGUCAUUUCACAUUCAGCUAAAAUGUGCUUAAAUAGCUCAGUUUCUAUGGCUAGUGCUGCCUCUGCCUUGCCUUCAAUAAAUGACAUGCUCUUUAGUGCUGUCUGUUACUCUGUUGUCCUUGUAGGAUGUUUCUGAUCUUGCUCCAGUCACAUACUUUGGUAUGGAAUAACAUG